UCACCGGCUUGGUUGGCUGCAAGGUGUGAUGUUUUUUGUGAAUAAUAUGUAUUUAUUCGUUUAAUUAGCAUCACUAGAUUUAACCCACUGAUAGUAAAACCAAGUGGAGAAAAUGGGUGACAAAAUAAUAGCUGCGAUAAAGAAUAUCGAGCUGGAAACCAAAAACUCAGAUCUGACAAAAACAUGUCAGCAUGUUGUAGAUUCUUUAAAAAACAAUUCUAUCAAAAUUGAUGUUCUCAUCACGAAGUUAUCUCAAUUUAUCCUCAAUUUUGAAGAUGCAUUGCUGUUCAAAAAGUAUUUAUCAAAUAUACUGCUGGCAUUAGUAUCCACACAAAUUCCUUUGAAGCCUGUGUUUUCUAGUGAAAACUUUGAUCAGUGCACAGAUUUGGAAAAGACGCAUCAUUUAGAGUACUCUAUAAUCUUGGCACUUACAUCUGAUCAUCCUGACAUUCUUCAAUAUGCCCUAAAAUAUUUUCAAAUCAAUUCAAUACCUCCAUUUGAGGUAUUCAUACACCAUGAAGAUUCCUACAAUGUCGCACCAAAGAAAAGAAGGCUCUUAGACUGUCGACAGAAGAUUACGGAUUACCAAAUGGUGUUAUGCUGUUAUACAUUGUUGAGCAAGCUACCGAAUGAACUAUCUACGAAAUGGGAUUGGACUAAUUUUGUUAACAAUUUUAGUAAUCAUGAAAAUUCCCAAAUAAGAUGGAUGGUAAAAGAAUGUAUGGCCAUACUAACAAACAUGACUGAAUCCCAAUCAAGAAUUCUAGCCAGAAAUCUUUGUAUAACACAAGAAGAUGCUCUCAAGAACAUUCCACAAACUAAUGAAGUACAUAUAAUUGAUGGCAAUAUAGAUGAGCUAGAUUUAAAUAUAAGUAGUGUUAUAAACAUGGAUGGGAUUCUGCUGCCUGUAUAUGAUAAAAAUAAUGUGCAGCCUGGCACUCUGGUACCUGUUAAGUCUACUAUUAAUAGUUUGAGAAGCUUAGCCUUGGCUGUGGCAUCAGGCAAAGCAUUAUCACUAAUGGGUCCAGUAGGCUCUGGUAAGACCUGUCUAGUUGAACACCUGGCAGCUAUAACUGGACGUAAAGGUGUAGCAUUCAAGAAGGUGCAGCUCGGUGAUCAGACUGACUCAAGAAUGCUAUUAGGUUCACACCAGUGCACAGAUAUACCAGGAGAGUUUGUUUGGGCACCUGGUGUUCUGACAGAGGCAGUCCAAAAUGGUCACUGGCUGUUGCUAGAAGAUAUUGACUGUGCAGCCUUAGAUGUAGCGUCCACGUUGAGUUCACUAUUGGAAAGAAAUACAUUAUGUGUGCCUGGAUACAGAGAUGCAUUGCCUGUUACACCAGGGUUUCAAUUGUUUGUCACUCAAAGGACAGUAAUUACUAAUUACGGGUUUCAAAAGAAAAUGUCAAAUUCAAGCACAUUACUGCAAAAGCAUUUGACACAAAUCAACGUAGAGCCACUGUCAAGAUCAGAGUUAGCUGAAAUUAUCCACGCUAAAUAUCCAACCCUAGCGACAAUAUGUUCAAAAAUGAUUGAAGUGUUCAUGAUGUUUUCUGUAGGAAGUCAUGACACUUCUCUACAAACAACCGAUGUAGAUGAAAAAGAUACAAAUGUGACUUUUAUGAGAGGUUCAAGGCUUAUCUCGACAAGGGAUUUAAUGAAAUGGUGUGCUAGAGCUGUAGUGGGAUUUAACGUUUCAAGUCCCGAAUCGGCUCUUAAAGUACUACAAGACGCUUUGGACAUAUUCACUUGUUCUAUUUCCUCGCCAGAAUACAGGCUGGAGUUGGCAAAAAAAGUCGGCACGUGUCUAGGCAUUGUCGAAACAAAAUCUGAAUUUUAUUGCAAGCAUUACAAACCAAGUGUGUCGUUACAUUCAAACGCGUUAGAAGUAGGCAGAGCCAAAGUCCCGAGAGUAGAAAAAAGUUUAGAUAGGAUAGAUUUUGAUAACAAAGAAGUUGUUUUCUCUUUUACGCGUCAGUCGUCAUGCUUGCUUGAAAAGAUCGCGUGCUGUGUCAGGUCAAAUGAACCCGUCCUCCUUGUAGGAGAAACAGGAACGGGAAAAACUUCCUCUAUACAGUAUUUGGCUAAACAAACUGGCCAUAAACUUGUGGUUAUAAAUAUGAACCAACAAUCAGAUUCUGCCGACUUGCUCGGCGGCUACAAACCGGUAGAUCUCAAGUAUGUAAUACGACCAAUAAAAACUGAGUAUGUAGAAAUGUUCAAAGGAUUCUUCAACACAGAGAAGAACAAGAAGUUUAUAGGCCAUAUCGAAACUUGCUAUGAAACAGAAAAUUGGACUGCAUUGCUGGCAUUAAUGAAACAAAGCCACAAAGCAGCUGUUAAUAGAUUAAUAAACGAGAAGAAAGAUGAUACGUUAAAAGUCUGGCUAGGAUUUGGUCAUAAAUUAUUGAAAUUAGAACAGCAAGUAAAAUCAGCAUCGAGAUUGACGUUUGCAUUUAUAGAAGGAUCGCUCGUCAAAGCUAUGCAGCAAGGCCAUUGGGUGUUACUAGACGAAAUCAAUUUGGCUUCAGCAGAAAUUUUAGAAUGUCUUGCUGGACUACUGGAAGACAAAAAUGAAAGUAUAGAUUUAAUAGAAAAAGGUGAUAAAGUCCCUAUAAAGAGACAUCCAGAUUUUACAUUAUUCGCUUGCAUGAAUCCAGCAACAGAUGUUGGUAAAAAAGAUCUGCCUGUGGGCUUGAGAAAUAGAUUCACGGAAUUCUUCAUAGAUGAGCUGACAGAGAGGAAUGAUUUGAUGUUGCUUAUAGGUGACUAUUUGUAUCACAUGAAUCUAAGUGGUGCUAUAUUGGAGGCUAUUUAUCACUUUUAUGCCACAAUAAGGAAAGAAGCGAAAUUAAAUUUAGUGGAUGGUUCAGGUAAUGCACCACAUUAUUCACUGAGAACGCUAUGUAGGGCCCUUACAGCCGCAGCUAAAGCAAAAUGUGGCACAGUCGCUAGGUCGCUUUAUGAAGCUUUCUGUCUUUCCUUCCUAACUCAACUCGACAGAUCUUCCCAUCCGAAAGUAGAAGCCAUGAUUGCCAAAGCGGUAUUAGGGAAAAAGAAUAUAAAUUCGGUCUUAAAACAAUUGAUCCCUGAGCCUAAAAUUCAAGGUCAAAACUUUUUGCUUUUCGAAGGGCAUUGGAUACCACAAGGAACUUUAGAAAUUGAUAUCCCUGAUGGAUAUAUUUUGACACCAACAGUUAGAAAAAAUCUUCGAGACAUUGCGCGUAUUAUUUCGUUAGGCAGAUUACCUGUACUACUUCAAGGUGACACUUCCGUAGGAAAAACCUCCCUCAUAACCUAUAUUGCCAAAGCUUCAGGAAACUACUGCGUACGAAUAAAUAAUCACGAACACACAGAUCUACAAGAGUAUAUUGGCUCGUAUGCAACAGACUCUAAAGGCAACCUUGUCUUUAAAGAAGGCGUUUUGGUAGAAGCUAUGAGAAAAGGAUAUUGGAUUAUUCUCGACGAACUUAACUUAGCGCCAAGUGAUGUUCUUGAAGCUCUAAAUCGAGUUUUAGACGACAAUCGUGAACUGUUCAUUCCUGAAACUCAACAAGUGGUUAAAGCUGAUCCCAACUUCAUGUUGUUUGCAACACAAAAUCCACCUGGUUUGUAUGGUGGUCGAAAAAUGUUAUCGAGAGCGUUUAGGAAUCGUUUUGUUGAAUUGCACUUUGAUGAAAUACCUAGACAUGAAUUGGAAACAAUUUUGCACCAAAGAUGUCAUAUUCCCCCUACCUAUUGUAAAAAGAUGAUUGAAGUGAUGGCAGAAUUACAAGUCAGACGACGCGGGUCGGCUGCUGUUCAAGGCAAGGAUGGAUUUAUUACUUUAAGAGAUUUGUUCAGAUGGGGCCAGAGGUAUAAACAUGCUUCCAAAGAAAUGUUAACUACCGAAAAAUUUUAUGAUUGGGAUCAACACAUUGCAGAUGAAGGCUAUCUUAUACUGGCUGGUAAAGUUCGUCAAACCGAUGAAAGAAAUAUCAUCGAAGAUGUAAUAGAGAAACAUAUUAAGAGAAAAGUUAACCCCGACAAUCUCUUUAGUUUACAUUCAAACACCUCACCUGUUACUAAACCCAUUUUGGAGAUGAUUCUAAAUAAUCAACUUUCUGAAUUUACACAUAUCAUUUGGACUUAUAACAUGAGGCGGUUAGCUAUACUAAUCGCAAAAGCUUUUACGUUUAACGAGCCUGUCUUAUUGGUGGGAGAAACAGGUUGCGGUAAAACGACAAUAUGUCAAAUCUUGGCAGCAUUGAGUGGCAGGCAACUAUUGUCUGUAAACUGUCAUAUGCACACAGAGAGUUCUGACUUUCUAGGAGGACUUCGUCCCGUUCGACAGUAUAAAAACGACGGAAAGUUAUUUGAAUGGGUGGAUGGACCUUUAAUAAAAUCAAUGGAGAAUGGUCAUUUAUUCUUAGCCGACGAAAUUUCUCUGGCAGAUGAUAGCGUUUUAGAGAGGUUGAACUCUUUACUUGAACCGGAACGACAGCUUGUGCUGUCGGAGCGAGGCAUGGAAGAUAAUUCGGACAUUGUAGUCAUUGCAGCUGUUCAAAAUUUCCAUUUUAUUGGAACUAUGAAUCCCGGAGGCGAUUUCGGAAAAAAAGAACUUUCACCAGCUCUCCGUAACCGAUUUACAGAAAUAUGGUGCGAUCAUGUCAGCCCAAGAGAGGAUCUACUAAAAGUGCUUGAAAAAAGUGUGAAUAAAGGAAUCGCAUUAGGCAACCAAGAGGACGGUAAUUCCGGGAUUGGCAACUGUAUUCUGGAUUUUACUGAUUGGUUGAAAAAUUCUGAAGUCACUAACAAAUUCCCAUUCAGUAUACGUGACUUGCUUUCAUGGGUCCAAUUCAUUAAUGUAACAGUUUCGAAUGGUUUACUUGAUGUUCCUGAGGCAUAUGUACACGGCGCUUGCAUGACUUUUCUAGACUGCUUUGGCACUACUCUCACAGGCCAUAUAGAUACUGGAACGCUAAGCCUGUUACGUCAAAAUGCUAUUAAAUUGUUGCUGAAUCAAAUCAGAACUUAUGGAAGCGAGUAUACAGAGAGUCUUGAAGAAAUGCUGUGUAAUAAACAGCUGAUGCUCAAAGCAGAAUCGGAUGUCUCAAAGUUCGGAAUUAAGCCGUUUUUUAUCGAAUGUGGACCUCACGGUACUUCGGAGGAGAAACAAACAUUUACUUUCACUGCACCAACCACCGGAUCUAAUACUCUCCGAUUGCUACGAGGCCUACAGCUAAAUAAGGCUAUUCUUUUAGAAGGGAAUCCUGGUGUUGGAAAGACAAGCUUAGUUACUGCUUUAGCCAAAUCAUCAGGGCACAGAGUUGUUCGUAUUAAUCUCAGUGAUCAGACGGAUAUUACAGAUCUAUUUGGAACUGACUUACCUACGGAAGAUGGGUCAUUUACAUUUAAAGAAGGAGCGUUUCUAAAUGCUCUUCAAAAUGGAGAUUGGAUUUUACUAGAUGAGCUUAAUUUAGCUCCUCAACCCGUACUCGAAGGUCUCAAUGCUUGUUUAGAUCACAGGGGUGAAAUCUUUAUUCCAGAACUAGGCAGAACAUUUAAAGUUAAACAUCAAACAAAACUUUUCGCUUGCCAAAACCCUCUGAAACAAGGCGGCGCCCGACGGGGUUUACCGGUAUCAUUUCUAAACAGAUUUACGCAAGUGUAUAUUGACACAUUGACUAAAGAAGAUCUCUUAUACAUUGUAAAAGCACAAUAUUCACAGUUACCUCUAGACAUAUUACACAGAAUUGUAGAAUUCAACUGCAAAGUGGCUCAUGAAGUUACAGAAAUUCAGUCGUGGGGCCACAAGGGCAGCCCUUGGGAAAUGAAUUUGAGGGAUAUUCAGAGGUGGUGUGAAGCACUUAUAGACGAUAGUAAAUGUGGAAGAAAUAUAUGUCCUGGAAAAUAUAUAGAUAUGUUGUACAUUAAUCGCAUGAGAACUGAAGAAGACAAGGAACACAUGGCGGAAAUAUAUGACGAUAUAUUUUUGCCAGAAUAUCCUAGAAGCGAUAGCAACCCUCAAAUCGCAAUUGACGACGAAAACAUUACUAUAGGUGAUGUGAAAUUAGAGAGAAGUAAAGAGUUGAUGUUUAAAAGGAGGCGUACAGUAGAAACAAAUUUGCUGGUUCUGAGAAAUCAAUUGCCUAUUCUAAAGGCUUUAGCUCAGAAUGUAAAAAUGAACUGGUUAUCUAUACUUGUUGGCCCAACAGCUACGGGCAAAAGCAGCAUUAUUCAAGUAUUAGCGGAUUUGACAGGAAAUGACCUCCAUGUUGUGCCAGUAACAUCGGCCAUGGAUGUUUCCGAUCUUUUAGGGGGAUUUGAGCAAGUUGAUUAUAACAGAAACCUCGAAGGCCUGUAUGAUGAAAUAGAAACGAUAACAAUUCAAAUUGUAAGAAAUGUGUGGGUUAUACAGGAAUCGAAAAAGUGGAGAUGUAAUAAAUUGUUGAGUAACCUCUAUCAAUACAAAUCUUUGCAAAGAAACUUUUUGGAUAAAAACUCUAGAAAUGAGGAUAUUAAAAAAUUUGAAGAAAGGUUACAGUUUCUUCUAGAACAUUGCGAAAAGUUGUUAGAUUGCGCAAUAUCAUGCAACCUCUCAACCAGAAACGUUGAGCAAGCUCAAAGUAACAUAAUAAAAUUGAAGAAUAAAGUUUCAGCGUUAACCUCAGUGAACGCUGGUGGUAAAUUUGAAUGGGUAGACUCAUUGCCCGUAAAAACGUUAGUGGAAGGGUCAUGGCUAUUGCUGGACAACGUAAACUUAACAUCAGCAGCUGUUCUUGACAGAUUAAACGGACUAUUGGAACCAAAUGGCGUGCUGAAUAUAUCAGAAAGAGGUGGAAAAACUGAAAUCAAACCACACUCUAACUUCAGAGUUUUUUUUACAAUGGAUUCUAAGUAUGGUGAAAUAUCUCGUGCAAUGAGAAACAGAGGAGUCGAAAUUUAUUUAUUGAGAUCCGAAGACUUUGAUUUGGGUUUAUCGGAAACAAUGAAUUACAUGGAUUUAGUAGCCUUGCUUUCCUCUUGUGGGCUACCUAAUGAAUACCACGAUAUUUGCAUAAGAUGCCACGAAUCAUUGACUGCGUUUGUACAAGGAUUAGAAAGGCCAACUGUAUCACACUUGUUACAAGCCGCUCAUCUAACUUGGCAACAACUAAUCAGAGGAAUCUCGAGUACAACAGCGUUACUGAGUAGUUUUUCAGACGUUUAUAUAAAGCCAAGAAGUGGAAGUGACUUCACUUCGUCUGUUAGCAUGUCUCUAGCUGAAAUGAAAAAUACCAUGUUGAAAGCUUUAGAAUUAGAGCUAGGAACAGAAGAAUACGAACCUGUCGUUUCUAAUGACGUUAGUCAUACAUUAUCUGUUAAAGGAUUGUGUACUAAUUCGUCACAUGAAAUCGCUAAACAAAUAACGCAUCUAAUCUUAAAACAGACAACAGAUUCUGACAUGUCUUCGGAAAGUGCUACUCACGCUUUAUUUUCUGUUCUAACUUCUUAUCAAAAAUGUCCUCCAGAGCUAUUGAACAUGUUUCAUUGCAUAAUUAAAGCAGGUGUGAAACUAAACAAUACAAAUAAAAUCAAAGCAUUUACGCAUCAGUUAAAUGAUAAGGCGUUUGAACAUUUAAAAAGCAACGAAAAAAUAAAUGGAUACAAAAGGUUCUUCACUGAAGCCUAUCAAUUGAAUACUGAGAAGGUGUCUAGUAUUAAUACGGAGUUUGCUCUUUUAUACAUUGAGUUGCAGAACAUUCUGUUCCAAUUAUGCAUAGGGGAAAAUAAUUUUUCUGCAAUGCACUACGCAAAGGCAGUAUGUGAAGGAAAACUUAUAGAUGAGUUUAUAGAAUAUCCCAUUUUAAGAAAUUGUAGAAUCUACCUUGAAAUUAUUGACCGCUAUAUCAAGCAAACGUUAAAAUCGGCCGAAACAUGCUUGAAUGACGAUUUAUUAUGUCUCGUUAUACAGCUACUAAAUUGGCGCGGAAGAUUUAUAAAAGUUUGUGAUUUGCCAAUAUUUGAAAAGUCAAAAAAUAAAAGGGCUCCAAUUUUAAAAGAAGAAAUCAUUCCUUUAUUGAAUGUGCACAGAAAAUGGGUCCAAAAAUAUUUACUCGGUGAAUUGUUCAAACUACCAUCGAAUCAGGACGAGUUGAAAACAUUCGCCAAAGAAAUAAAAUCUUUGAUGUUAAAUACUGAGAAAGAUAAUUCAAAAAUUGCCAAAGUUGGCAAAAAACUUCGCAAAUGUUACGGACAGCCGAAAUUGUAUCAAAAUCAAAAUGAACACGACUUGUCUACAGCGAGAACCGAAUUAUACAACAAAAUAAAUUUAGAAAUGAAUGAAAGCAUAGAUCGACAACUUUAUAAAGUUUCUAUAGAACCCAGUUAUUUAUCAGACAUCACACUAGCUUUAGAUGUACCAGAUAAAGAAAUCAUUAAAGAUAUUGAGGAUACUCUGGAAAAACUUAUAAAAAAUACAUCAGAUACUGCUAAAUUGAGAACACAGUUGAAAUUGCUUCCCAUAAACUUAUAUGUGAUACAAAGGAUAAUAAAUAUUUUGCAGCCAUAUCUUCUUGAAGUUAUGAAUAAAAUAUCAGAUAGCGAAUUCAGUUUGGAAAUAGAUCCAAAAAGUACUAACUGUGUUGACAUUUUGACAAGUUUGAUUCAAACUGCUAACAUUAUGAAGGGGUUCCCUGCAGCACUUCUGGAUGAGUUAAAGAUGAUCCAAAAAUGUCUAGAAAGCAAUCCCGAUGUCCCCUCACAAAGGCUUUCAUCUCUACCAGUUAUGUUCUGGACAAAUCUCUAUAACAUGCUUACUAGUUCUCCAGUUACAUAUCCAAUGCCGUUUCUGAGUCAAAAUUCCCUACAAAACUCUGAGCAAGUUAUAGAAACGAUUCCAGCCAAUAGCAAGAGAAUGUCAACUAAUAUGCCGCUAAUGUCUUAUUACCUUCAGAAUUUGACUACAUUUUCGGAUCAAUCAAGUGCUCAUCCAGUUUUGUCUUACGAAAAAUUACCUAUAAAAGAUCGUGUGGAAUAUUCUAUGCAGUUAGAGGCGAUAUUGAAUACUUUAUGGAAAAACAUUGGUACUUUGGACUCAACGGCCGCGUUGAAACUGAAAUCAGAUGCUAAUUUCCAGCAGCAAAAAUAUAUUCAGCUUUUAAACUAUUUACAUUACACUAUCUCGGACGAAGGUAGCGUUAGUAAAAAUUCAACGAAAUCUUAUGAAGGGAUAACACAAACUUUGCAAGUACACUUUAAAGACGAUAAACAUUUCAUUGAUCUGUUUAGCAAAGCAAGCGACGUACAUGAUAAACUAGCAAAUGCUGUUUUGCAAAAUUUAAUUGAUACUCCCUCAAAAACAAAAGUAAAAAUUUUGACUUCAGAGCUGUCCCUAUUGACGAGUUUUAUACUCCUUCGAGUAAUGGCAGAAUUAAGUCCGAUUGACCAUGUGGAAAAAUACCGACUCAAAGUACAAUAUAUAGAAGAAGAUAUCAAUAUGUUCAAUAAGUUGUUGAGCGCAUAUUACGUACACGGCGUUAUAUCUGGCACUAUAAGCGAAAACAGAAACAUUGAAAAGCCAUCUCAAGUGGCUACAGAUUUUUACAAAGAGGGAACCGAAAAUCGGGAGAAGUUAAAAAAGGUGCAUCCGUACUGCAAAGUUAUUAUGGAAUUAAAAGAGAAGACAGCACAGAAAGUCCAUAAAUACGCAUCUGGUAAUACUUUUAGACCCAUAGAACCAUCCUAUGGGAACUUUGUCAAGGACUGCAUGCAUUUCACAAAAUCUGUUCUAUCUGAGAGAACAAUAACAACCAUUUCUUCAAACCUUAUUUCAACUGCAAAUAAAUUGUAUGAAAUCAUAGAAACAAAUACUCGUGACAAAACAGUACUAGAACAAGCACAGACUGUGAUAAAGGAGACUUCUUCGUGGAUGUAUUCAGUAAAAGCAUUUACCAAAAAAGUGGAGAGUGCUUAUUCUGUGGCGUUCCCCGAUCUAGCUAAGCCUCUACUAAGCUCAUUAUCCCAAAUUGUGUACAGCGUAUCUUCAAUGACUGAUUUACUAAGACAGCUUAUCGCGAAAAUAGAACAUGGGCCAGUUCUGCAAAAUGCUCUGGCUUCUUUACUAGAAUACCCUAAUGCUAUCCCCAAUAAAGAUGCAAGAGAAAAGCACCUCAAUAGAUUUGUUUCGGCGAACUUCAUGCAACUAUUGAAUAAAAACCCAACCGCAGCGAAUGAAGAUAUCUUCCAAGCAGAAAGGAAAUGCUUAGAGGUAUUAAAAAUGAACUUAUCCGAAAUCAGUAUGAGCUGCAUGGCAUCAGAACGGAUUGAUGAGGUUACAACAAACGCUGUAUUGACCACAUUCAACGCGCUUACCAAAGCUUGGGAGAAGCAGAGACAAGACAUUGAAAAGAAGAAACAAGAUGAUGAGGCUUUAUAUGUUACCAAGUCAAAAUGCGAAGACGAAGAUGAGGAAGCCAUCGCGUAUGAAGAAAUAACGGAAAUGUUCCCAUCUUACUCUGAAUCAGAUUUCGGAGAGUUUAAGCCACCAACACUCGAACAGAGGAAAAUUAAAGCACCUACAGAAAAACCGAAACACUUGAUCACCCCUGAUGACGUGUCUCUCAUUUACAAGUGGCAUUCCAACUUUGUUCGUAACACGACCAGGGCUGAAUGGUUACCCAGCCCAAAGAAGUUGGUAGGGUGUGAUGUACUCAGCCCGUUGUUGCUGCGGUAUCCAACAUUUAGCAGUGUAAUCCAGGAGGCUUGGGAAGCUUUGGACGCCGACUUUGAGGGCAGAAUAUCACCGAGCUUUCUGGUUAUAGUCUCGCAUAUAAAGGAGAAAGUGGAUGGCAAUGAUGCAACAAAUCAGAAACCAGAUUUCUACCAUUCCCCAUGGGUUUCUGAGACAAGAGAAUGUGUCCCAUUAUUACAUAAAGUCAAGGAGAGUACUAAUGCAAUGCUUGAACAGUGGCCUGAUUUCCCUACACUUAAAGAGAUUUUAAUAAUAGUGGACAGGAUACUUAGCUUCCCAAUCACUAGCCCUGUGUCCCGGUUUUUGACGGGCCUGGAAUUACUCCGGGAUAAAAUCGAAGAAUGGAACAAGAACGCCCACAAGGGAAACAAUAUGAUAGACAUUUCUCUAGCCGUAGGCCAGCAAAUUAUUAACUGGAGAAAAUUAGAAAUGAACAAUUGGAAAGAGUGCCUUAAUAAUUUGUAUCAAAGAAAACAGUCGGAGGCCCACAAAUACUGGUUCUACAUGUAUGGAGCAGUAAACUCCUACUUGGAACCAAAUCAAGACGAACUGGUAUCGUCGUCGAGGAUCAUCUCAGUGCUAAAAGACUUCAUGGAAACAUCCAAUCUCGCUGAGUUUGAAGUCAGGCUGGACAUAGUUUAUGUGUACCAUUGUCACUUGGUACAUUUGGAACGUAGUGAGAGACGAGAUGAGCUUAUAUCCAUACUAUGGAACACAUAUAAUUACUACGCACAAUUUUCGCCGCAAGUGGCUGCCCAAAUUAAAGAGAAGCGAGCGCCUAUAGAGAAGAAGUUAAAGGAUUUCGUCAAGAUUUGCACCUGGGACCGCGACCUUAGCUACUGGAGUGUCAAGGACACAGUAGAAAAGGCUCAUAAGGCCCUUCACAAGCAUACAAAAGAGUUUGAGAAAGUCCUAAAGGAAAGUGUAGUGAACUAUCUAGUGGACAAUUCGAGUGAAGUCGGGGCAGAUCACGUGGGCAUAUGGGACCGCCCGAAGAGAGCCACUAGUGCCAACGUCCCUACUGGCGGCGCCUAUAUGAUUGAUCCCCAAAUACAUAUUGUAUUGGCUCGGAAUAUUAAGAAAUACACUGACCAAACAGAACAGCCAUGCCCAAUAAUAUCAGACGUCAGUCUUUUAUCCAAGAUACCAAGCUUGCUGAACAAAGCCAAGACGUUAUGCAAAGAUACCAUCACAAAUACUGGAUACCCUUCUUUGGUGCAAGCAUUGGAUGAUUUUGUUACACUGGUAAUCGAGAGUAGUGCACAUUUAGGAUCUUUAGAGGUUGACGCAACAGCAGCCAAAGAGAAGCAAACGUCCCAAGCGAAGAACAUCGUCCAACAAAAGCGCAAAGCCCUCGCAGACUUAUUCAAGUACCUCAGCAAAAUGGGCCUCAACUAUCGAACCGGAUUAGUUAUACUAUCUGCCUCUGAAGAGCUGUACGACUUUACAAUACCGCCAGUUGACUUGGACGCGGCUAUGAAGUAUUUGAAGAGCAGACGGUGCGACCCUACACUAACACUUCUAUGGUCCGGCUGUGAGAAAUAUUUCCAGAAGAAUAUUGCUCGGCAUAGGUUGUUUAGCACUGCGUUACAGACACCACACAGUGAUCUGGGCAUGCAAAACAUUGAACGGUGCAAAGGUUUUGCUGCACAAUUACUGAAAAUCACAAAUACUCAAAAGAAGUCCAUAUCCAAAUACGCAAGAAACAUUUACGACUUACGCCAAGUGACCACAAAUCUAACUAAUGCUCUUGAAGCUGACAUUAGCGACACUAAUAUUUCAACUAUUAAAGAAAAGCUUGAUAUUUUAAUGGAAUGUUACGCCCAUACCAGCAUUCUAUUAGAUCAACUUAGUAUCGUACUCAAAUCUAUACCAGAAGAUGCUCUGAAUACUGAUUCCAUACCAGAAUUCGAUCUAGUAUUAUCAGAUUCACCUUUGGCACGUUGUUUCCUAAACAGUGAUGAAUGGCGCGAACUUUAUAACAAAAUAAAAGCCAUUAUAUCAGUCGUAGAUAAGCAAAAGGCAGCAUUACAAAAACUUGCCAAUUCAUCACCUAAACAUAUAGGUGAAAUGAACAAUUUACCAAACGUUUCUCAAAGUCAUAUCGACGUAACUAGCGAUGCUAAACGAAAUUUGCACGACCUGAUUGAGAAAAUCGGAGGUAUUUUACAGGAAUAUCAAUUCAAAUUUAGGACAAAUAUCGUUGAAGAUUUUAACCCCCAACACCCAGUUUUAAGAUGUGUUGAAAAUUUGAUCCAAUAUUUGAAAAACACAACUAAAGAACUUGAUAAGUUGGAUGAAGUUAAAGACCAAGAAAUGAACGAAGAUUCGUCUGACGCACUAAUCGCACAAACAGAGGAUAUUGUAGCGACAAUGUUGCUUAUAAUUCAAUCGUUAUACAAAAAACAUUUACCAAUCGAUAAAAGUACAGACAACAUCGAUGUUUUGAAUGCAAUCGAUGAAAUUAUCGAUGAAGGUAACAAGGAAAAAGAGGAAUCGAAAGAAAUAUUAGAAGACAAGCAUUUAAAAGAAUUGUUGCAAGAAAAGUUAUCGAUUGACUCUAAAUUGUUGCAGCUUGAUACUCUGAUAAGCAAAAUUCGUUCUUUAUUAGGCAACUAUGUGCAAUGUAUCGCAACAAGAACUGACACAGAGAAUAUAAAAAAUGCAGUAAUAAGAUUGGUGCCAAUAUUGGAACAAACUGUGUUGUUUGUCCAAUACUUUUUGUCACAGAAAGUAGCGGUGCACAGAAUUUCUUGUAAGAUGCUUUCAGUUUUGUUGAAGAUAUUUUCGGAUUUGGCCACUAAAGGAUUUUGCAAGCCCUCCGGGUUGGAUACGGAAGAAGGCGAGGGUGACGGUGGUCCCGGAAAGCUUUCUAGUGGAAUGGGGCUUGGUGAAGGAGAAGGACAAAAAGAUGUUUCAGACAGGAUUGAGAAUCAGGAUCAACUAGACGAUGCACAUCGUCCUGGUGAAGAGAAGAAUGAAGAAGAUAGAGAUUGCAAAGAAGAAGAAAAGGGAGUUAAUAUGACUGAUGAUUUUGACUCCCAUCUCCAAGAUGUUGAACGGAAAGAAGGAGAUGAAUCGGAUCAAGAUAAUGAAGAUGAUGAUCCAGAUAAGCAAAUGGGUGAAACUGACAAUGCUGCUGAAAAACUAGAUCAACAAAUAUGGGGCUCCGAGGACGAAGAUGAUUUAGAGGAAGAGUCUGGUCAGAAAGAGAAGGAAGAGCAUGGCAAGGGCGAAAGCACGGGCGAGAAAGAGAAGGCUGCCAAAGAACAAGAACAGGGUCAGGACGAUGGUACAGAGGGCAAGGAGAAACAAAAGAAGAAAGAUGUCAAUGAAUUGAACGAACCUGAAGUUGAUGAUGACCAUAUCGAUCCAUACCACGGUAACCAACAACAGUUGCCGGAACCAGAAGAUUUUGAACUUCCCGAUAAUAUGGAGAUCGAUGGCGAAGAAGGAGAUGAUGAUAAGGAUGGCGAAACCGAAACUGAAAAUCCGUUUGAAAUAGAUGCAAUGAAAGAAGCUAUUCAAGAGGAGGAAGAUAAAUCUAAGGAAAAAGAGGAAAAGGAUAAUAAAAAUGGUCUAGAUGUUUCUAGUGACGAAGAAGAGGGAGAAGAUAAAGGAGAUGUAAAUGACGAACAGAACAAUGAAGAUGCUGAGCACAAAGAAGGUGACAAUGAAAAUGAAUGCAAAGAAAAUCAAGAUGACACUCCUAAUGAAGAAAAAGAUGAUCCAAACGCUCAACCAGACCUAGAUAAUCCAGAAACAGAUAAUCGUGAACCUGAAUUACAGGAAGAAAAUGAUUCAAAAGAAGACGAAAACCUGCCAAAGAACGAAGAUAAAAUAAACGAAGAGGAAAAAAUACAGGAAAAGGAACACGAAGCUAAUCCUCAGGCAAAUCCUUCCAACAAUGAUCCGACGGCAGAGGAGAAAGUGGAAAAUGCUGACAUGGAGAGAGGCACUAAUGAUAAUGUUCAGACGAACACAGAACAGGCUCAGGAUGACGAAGCUGAACCUUUCGAGCAAGCGCAAGAACAAGUGGGGGAGGAUAUCCAAUCAACUGGGAGGUCGGAAUUGGAUAAAAGUGAAAAAGGGCAUCGCGGAAACAAGGACGCUACCAGAGCUGAGACCGCUCAAGACAAAGAACAGAAACGGUUCCAGAAUAAACCUGGCAGAACUGACCAUGAGCGGACUUUGGGUGACGUAAAUGAAAGGAAACAUAAGAAAGCUCACACUCUAAAUGUGGAACAAGAGGAGGCGGAGAACGAAGGAGGCGACGCGGACAAGAGCCAAGACGACCAAGCGGACGCCUACCAACACGUUAAACAGGCCAAGAAAGAGGAUCUACAGGUGGUUGAUGCCGCUACAAAGGAACAAGCGGACCAACAGCCAACUUUGCAACAAGAAGAAGAAGAAGGGGAGAAAUUGAAGGAAGACGAAGAAGUUGCGAUGGAUGUGGAUGAAGACGAUAUUCAGGUCGAUAAGGCAGAAGAAUUGAAGUCCGAGAAGAACAAAACCGGCCAGGAUAAAGAUCAAGACAAAACCGGUAACAAGAAGGAAGGUGGUGAUGAAGCUACCGGUGAAACUGGUAUUGAAGUCGAGGGUGAUAUUGUAUUGACUACUACCGUGCCGCGAGGACGAGACACUACUUAUCAUACUAGACUCGAAGAAUCAAGCCAGCAAGUCGACGAUAUAACAAUGGAGCAGUACUUGAGCCUCAGGCAGUGGUUGGAGCGCGGCGCGGUGGCCGGCAGCGGCGCGUCCGCGGCCGCGUGGCGCGCCGUGUGGAGCGAGUGCGCCAAUGCUGCGCGUGCGCUGUGCGAGCGACUGAGGCUGGUGCUGGAGCCCACUGGACGAUCGCGACGAGCCGGCGAUUUCCGCACCGGCCGCGCGAUCAACAUGCGCCGCGUGAUCCCGUACAUCGCGUCGCACUUCCGCAAGGAUCGCAUCUGGUUGCGACGCACCAAACCUGCCAAGCGCGAGUACAAAAUCGCCAUAGCGAUCGACGACUCCAGUUCGAUGGCUGACAAUAGGAGCAAGGAAUUGGCUUUCGAGAGCUUGGCUUUAGUCUCUCAGGCAUUAAAUCUACUAGAAUCAGGAGACCUGGCGGUACUAAGUUUCGGCGAAAAACCGAACCUUUUGCACCCAUUCACCGAACAAUUCUCUGAACAUUCGGGCUCCAAAAUACUUGAACAACUGCGAUUUGAUCAAACCAAGACCAAAAUAGCACAGUUGCUAGAUUUUUGCACGGUCAUGUUUGACCAACAUUCGAUAAGGAGUGACGCGUUGAAUGCCAAACUGUUGGUGAUAGUCAGUGAUGGGAGAGGGAUAUUCUCGGAGGGAGAAACUAGGGUGUUGCAAGCUGUGAGGAGAGCAAGACAACAAGGGAUAUUUUUGGUUUACGUCAUCAUAGACAACCCUGAUAAUAAGGACUCCAUAAUGGACAUAAGGCGGCCUAUUCUGGACCCAGUGACUAACACUCUGUUAGGAUUUGUACCAUAUUUGGACACAUUCCCGUUUCCGUUCUACCUCAUAUUACGGAAUAUGAAUGCGUUGCCGACCGUCCUAGGCGACGCAUUGAGACAAUGGUUUGAAUUGGCUGCAAAUACUAGUUAAAAAUUAAAUAUUGAGUUUUUGAGUGCAAAAAAUUAGAUCGAAUUAGAAGAAAAAUAUUGAUUUUUACACGUGUGUAUAAAAAAUGGAAGAUGCAAUAAUAUUUGAUAUAUUAUAAGUAUAGAUUAUGUUAUAGUUUUUCGGUUUUUCUAAAUGAGAGUAUUAUAAGACAAAGCUAUCAUGUAUUAUCAUAUAAAAAGUAAAGAAUAACAUUUAGGUUAUCAUGAGUGAAUAUUUUUAGUACUUAAGUUGUGAUAUACUUAUAAAGAAAUAAAUUUAUUAUUUGUGCAA
This is a messenger RNA of Maniola jurtina (meadow brown), 16615 nucleotides long. Its product is annotated as midasin. NCBI's taxonomy places the organism in Eukaryota, Metazoa, Arthropoda, Insecta, Lepidoptera, Nymphalidae. The record is from RefSeq and is a predicted model, not a curated record. Gene Ontology annotation, molecular function: ATP binding; ATP hydrolysis activity. The coding region runs from base 113 to 16327 and encodes 5404 amino acids. The transcript is spliced from 41 exons. Gene Ontology annotation, biological process: ribosomal large subunit assembly; rRNA processing. Gene Ontology annotation, cellular component: nucleus; preribosome, large subunit precursor.